Molecule: messenger RNA, 2311 nt
Organism: Manihot esculenta (cassava)
Lineage: Eukaryota; Viridiplantae; Streptophyta; Magnoliopsida; Malpighiales; Euphorbiaceae
Product: glutamic acid-rich protein
Exons: 12
Coding region: 246-2030 (594 amino acids)
Biological process (GO): regulation of double-strand break repair; chromatin organization
Cellular component (GO): nucleus
Molecular function (GO): histone binding; DNA binding
Source: RefSeq, a predicted model, not a curated record
GUUUUUUCAUUUUCGUUUUUAAAUUUCUCAGAGUCAGUGACCAGAAAUCGAAGCUCAGAGAUUUGCCCCCAUCCAAGGGAGAGAGGAGUGAGUGUUAGAGUUCAAAAGGCCUUGCCUUUUUAAGCUUUCAAAUCCAAGGAUUAGGGCUCCUAAAUUUCUCCUUCUAUCAUCCAAGUGCAAGUGGAUUUUCAAGUGAAGCAAAAAGGUUGCUUUUGUUGCAACUUCUGCAUUAGAUUGGGUUGCGAAUGGGUGAAGAAGAAAUGGCAAACCAAGUUUCUGAGGUAGUUGAAAAUGGGACUAUUGCACCAGAGAAAUCUGGAAAUGUUGUGACAAAGAAAAUGGAAGAGGGAAGUAGUGAAUUGAAAGCAAUGAAUGUAGAUAAAGUUGAUAAUGAGAAAGCUGAGGCUGAGAAGAUGGAUGAAGACCCUAAGGUGAAUGAAGAAAAGGAAUGCAAAGAAGAUGAAGAAAAUGUAAAGGAGGAACCCAAAACUAUACUGGAAGAAAAAACUGAACAAGUGGAAGAAGAAAAUGGGUCAAAAGGAGAUGCAGAGGUUGAGGAAAAGGAGGAAAGCAAAGAAGAGGUGGAGGUGAAGGGGGAUGGGUCAGAAGAGAAAGAAGAGAAUGAAGAAAAAGGAGUAAAGAAACGUAGGAGAGGGAGGAGUGGUGGGGAUAAAGUAGAGAAGAAGAAAGUAAUGGAAGAGAAGAAGGAGUCAGAGCCAAGGACUCCUGCCUCUGACAGGCCACAGCGGGAGCGGAAAUCUGUUGAAAGACUGGUGGCAACUGUUGAGAAAGAUGCAACCAAGGAAUUCCACAUUGAAAAGGGUUCUGGUACCCCACUGAAAGAUAUACCUAAUGUUGCAUUCAAGUUAUCCAGAAGGAAGACUGAUGAUACCUUUAAGCUGCUUCAUACAAUUCUCUUUGGGAGGAGAGGGAAGGCAAUUCAAAUCAAGAGUAAUAUAUCCCGGUUCUCUGGUUUUGUGUGGCAUGAAAAUGAGGAAAAGCAAAAGAUUAAAGUAAAAGAAAAAUUUGACAAGUGUAAUAAAGAAAAAUUGCUAGAAUUUUGUGAUAUGCUUGACAUACCAGUUGCCAAGGCAGCUACAAAGAAGGAAGAUAUCAUAGCAAAGUUGAUAGACUUUUUGGUAGCUCCUCAUGCUACAACUGCUGUGCUACUUGCAGAAAAAGAAAAGGAAAGUAAGAGCAAAAAGCGCAAGAGGGUGACCAAAAGCUCAACCUCUGGGAGAGUGUCUUCAAGACGUUCAGCAAAGAGUCUGAAAAAGGUAGAUACUUCAAAAACUGAUACGAAAGACGCAACUGAUACAGAAGAUGAGUCAGAAGAAGAAAAAGUAGAGGAAGAGGAGGAGGAAGAAACUGCAGAAGAGGAAAAUGAGAAUGGUCAUCCAGAGAAAUCUGAUGCCGAUAUACCUGAGCAUUCUGAUGAGGAAAAUGAGUCAGAAGAGGAAUCUGGAGAAGAUGUUGGUAAACACAAAACAAGCUCAAAAGCAUCUAGAAAAGAGGCUUCUGGAAAAGCUAAUGCCAAGAAGCUUACGAUUUCAAAUAAAUGUAGCCCUCCACCAAAACGAACAUCCAAAAAAUCUUUAUCAAAACCCCCAGAAGAGGAUGAUUAUAGUGAUGCAAGUCCAAAGGUUUUCUCGAGGAAGAAGAAAAAUGAAAAAUUAGUGAAGGAGAAGUCGUCAAAAUCUCCUUCCAGGGAGAGAACAGGUAAAAAGGCUGUGAAAGGGAAGGAGCAGGCUAAAGUCAAAGAAGAGAAAUUGAAGCCAACUGAUGAUGAGCUUAGUGUUGCAAUAUGCGAAAUUCUCAAGGAGGUGGAUUUUAACACGGCUACAUUCACAGACAUUCUGAAGCAACUUGCUAAGCGAUUUGACGCUGAUCUCACUCAAAGGAAGUCAUCUAUAAAACUAAUGAUUCAAGAAGAACUCACCAAACUAGCUGAUGAAGCUGAUGAUGAAGAUGGAGACGGUGACGCAGAGAAAGAUGAAAACCAAUCUGCUGGUAAAGAGGUUGAAGCUUGAAGACUUGUAUCAUGAAUUAAAUAGUGUAGCUAAAUGUGCUGAUCUUAUCUCAGUAGUUCCCACCCAGUUGUGCACACAUGUAUUGCUUAGUUUGUGAGAAAAGUCAUCUAUGUAAUUUCCCGUUAGUGUUUAAUUUAAUGGCAGAGCGGCAAAGCUAUUAGGAAAUGUAGGGCGGGUGAAACUAUUCAGAGCUGUAAUGCAGGAUGGAAACUCAUGUGUACACAACAACAUAAAUAUGUAGUUUUCGAUUAAACAAGGAUUUUAAACAUUUUGUUCCUUUA